GGUCACGUGAUUGCUGCCAGUCAUCCUUAUAACACAUAUGCCGGUUAUCGUCCAUCCAGUCGUCAAGGCUGUUAUCGACCGAACUUGACCAUGGAAAUGACUGGGAGUGGGAGUAUGCUCAAAUUGCACGCAUUAAAUUGUCCCGGGACCAGUCCGGGUGGAUCAUGUGGUUGUUACAUUUUGUCCGAUCCGCAAAACGGAUGUUCCACAGUCACAUCCGCGGUCCAGUGGACUCAGGGUAAUACAAUCGAACUGACCGACCCAUAUGGGACACAUUAUUCGCCACAGUAUCCCGUCUCGCGUCCACUGCCAAUCCCCAACGGACCUCCGUUACCACCACCACGUAGUCCCAUUGUAGCCGGGUCCCAUACGGGUACAUUACGUCGAGCGAACACAUAUCGACCUAACGAUGGGGAACAAAUCGUCAGUGAUGGAUUGGAUCACACCACUCAGACUGGCUAUCCCGAUUCGCAUAUGAACUACGGACAAAUGAAUGGACCCACGAUCGGAUCCACGUCGAACGGAACCAAUGACGAUUACGAACAUGAUCAUACCCAGACUCAUUUGGAUAUGGAUAACACCCACGGGACCGGACCACCUGUACGAAUUGAUCUACGACAAUCGUCACAAGAAAGAAAUGGCACACUCAAUGAAACUGAUCAGCUGACUUCCAAAUCACGUGUCCGUCUCGCACAUAUGGGUCUGCCUCCAUUGGCCUCCAAAUCCGGCAUGGUUUCCACAAAUGGGACUGACGAACGAGUGGACAAUAUGGAACGUGAUCCACUGAACGCAACCGGUCAAUGA
Molecule: messenger RNA, 804 nt
Organism: Echinostoma caproni
Lineage: Eukaryota; Metazoa; Platyhelminthes; Trematoda; Plagiorchiida; Echinostomatidae
Source: the annotation of a GenBank genome assembly